Messenger RNA from Aspergillus clavatus NRRL 1, 1650 nucleotides. RefSeq lists its product as uncharacterized. The record is from RefSeq and is a predicted model, not a curated record. The transcript is spliced from 3 exons. Lineage: Eukaryota; Fungi; Ascomycota; Eurotiomycetes; Eurotiales; Aspergillaceae. Bases 1 to 1650 code for a protein of 549 amino acids.
AUGCUUUGUUGGGCCGGAGGACUGGGGUUGCCCCCAAUCAGCUCGUCGCCUGAGACAGAACGACGCCCGCCGCCGCCUCCAACAAAUCUCGAUUUCCCGGCCUAUCACCUACUGGAUGUUCCAGACGAUGCAUCGGACGAGUCUCUUAAGGACGUUUACGGUCUCUUGGCCUCUAUUCGGCGGCCACAGGAUAUCUCAAAAGACAAGCUCAGGGCGCUGAAUCUACGACUGGAGAAGGACAUCCCUGCUGAGCGCAUCGUUCCUCAGGUCACACCGGACAUAUUUCCUCCGCUCCCUUGGGGCGACCAUCCUUUGAAUGAGACGGAAGAUGGCGAGCCGAUCCUGAUGGACAACGGAAACCCGUACCCCGCCGUGAGUCGAUUCGGAAUCUUGAAGAAGGAAUUACUGCUGGACAACGAUGAUGCGUUUCGAGAAGUUGCGAGAUUGCCGCCCCAAGAUGGCCGCGAGCGGGUCCGGGUGACCCAUACGAGAAAGUUUUGGACGGGUCUGGAGCGGAUGGCGCAGUGGUGGGACCCUAGCCUGGACAACUAUUUUGAGCGGCCGGCCUCGCCUCAAUCGUCCGAUGAGGACAAGAUGUUGGCCGAUGGCGAGGUUCAGCCGUCCGACCACAGCCCGCCAGCGACACCCAUGGAUGUGGACAAAUCACCACCAACGCAAGCUAUCAGCGGAACGACCCCAGUGGCGGAAGAGGGCCAGGCAAACGUCAAGAGGUAUACCGGUCGUCGCAUAGGUACCGGCCGGGAUAUGCCAGAGGAAAUCCGGGAUGAGACCGUGCGCGCGCUGGCGGAGAUGGCCGCCUGGCCGUUUGGAUGCCAGAUUGCGCUACCCAUGUUCCCGCCGCGACUUGCCAUCAAGACACUUCUGCUACCGAUCCGACAUUCUUUUCAGGUUGCCCGAUCUCCCAAAGACCGACAGCUCGCCCGGUGCGGCGUGAUGGAAGGCCCUCUCUUUGUGGCUCAAUGCCGGUCCGAGACCUCUUUCCGAGAAUCAGGCGACGCCCCGGGAUCCGGCAUGGGAGAGAUCUGCGAUUUGCACAGGGAACUCGGCGCCAUGCUGCUGGCUGCGCAGGAACGCGCGCGUCAGGGGGCAACGGAGGUGCGGUCGGGCGAGGGCAAGUGGUGGGCAACGAAGCCGAGAUGGGGCGGGUCGACGCCGAAAGCAGAGGAGAGCGGCGAUGGUGAGGGUGAACUUGCACUGGAGAAUGGCAACGAUCGCAAGCGGUCCAAAUACGAGCACCCGUUUGUGGCAUCUCGUCGCCCUGGUGCCGGGCGGAGACUGAGUAAUGUCGAGAGAUGGAGGAUCGUGCAACCCGGGCCGAGUCUCUGGGAUCGACGGAUGAGGUAUAUUCAGAUCGGAAAGGCCCCGGACAGCCCGUUUGACGAUGUCUACAUGCUAUCCUCCAUCAACCACCACGUCUCCAUCCUGCAUCUUCGCAUCCACCGUCGGUAUCUGGAGAUACUCAGUACAGGCGAGAGCGACUUUCCUCCGGAUACCGACACGCCCGACCAGCCGUGGUACAUCCUGAAGCUUCGGCGAACACGAUGGUAUGACCUUUUUGAGCCGCAGCAACGCCUGGAGAUAUUCCAAGGCGUGUGGACGAUGUUCCACUACCUCCUACGAAAGAUGUGA